Messenger RNA from Paralichthys olivaceus (Japanese flounder), 1706 nucleotides. RefSeq names its product DEP domain containing 7, paralog a (gene depdc7a). The record is from RefSeq and is a predicted model, not a curated record. Gene Ontology annotation, biological process: intracellular signal transduction. Lineage: Eukaryota; Metazoa; Chordata; Actinopteri; Pleuronectiformes; Paralichthyidae.
ACGAGAUCUGAGAGUGUGUGUGUGUGUGUGUAGAGAGAGGGAGAGAGACUGGAGGAACUCUGAAUGCAUCGAUCACCAGGACAAGUCAUGGCUGGGAAGCCAUUCCGGGCCACCUACAUCUGGAGCAGCAUCAUCUCCAAUCUCCACACUCAUGUGGAGGUCAAGCGCCGGCGCCACAACCUCAAGUCCUACCAUGACUGCUUCCUGGGCUCGGACGCCGUGGAUGUGGUGUUGGCACACAUCACCCUGAACCGCUUCUUCGGCGAUGAGGCGGUGCCUCGUUACAAGGCUGUCCGUCUUUGCCAGGCCCUGAUGGACUCGAGGGUGUUUGAGCCAGUGGGCAUUAAAGUGUUUGGGAAGGAAAAGAAGCGAGUGACGUUUGAGGACAGCAGUUUCAGCUUGUACAGGUUCCUGAGCCCGACGACCACCUCGUCAUCAUCGCUGGCCGACUCCAACUCUCACUCCACCAGCACCAUCGAGAGCGGCUAUGACUCACCAAGCAUGAACAGGAACAAGAACAGCUACAGUCCAUCACAUGAAAGACAAGAGGUGCUGAGCUACUCCACCCACUCCCCCAUAAACACAGACAAAUCACUGGAGGACGUGCUGGGAAACCUCAACCUGAGCUCCACCAUCACCCCUCAGAUGAUGAACCUCGGCCUCUCGCAAGAGCUGGUGUAUGAGGUGUGGCACCAGCAGGCUGUGUUCAGGCUGCUGCAGCUGGUAGAGCUCCCCCUGCUGGAGAACCUGUUAGAGGGCAAGGACGCAUCUCGGCCUCCGCUUCACACCAUGGACAGUGACCCAGACCUGUUGUAUACAUCGAGCUACCUGGAUCGAGAGGUCCUCAAGGCUUUCAGUGAAGCCCAGGCUGAUGAGUGGAUGUCAGGGGCGGUGGACUGUCUGGAGUUCCUGCCUGAUGAACUGGUGGUGGAGGUCAGCCGAGGUUUGGCCGGUUGUGCAAAUGACCUGCUCCAGUGUAAGAAGCUGCUUUACGAGGUGCUGGCUCAGCAUUACGGACACACACAGCAAGCGCCGCUGCUCAGCAACCACGUUUUUGACAUCCACUCGGGCAUCUCAGAGCUACUCGUGAACGGUAAGCGAGAGCAGGCUCUGGAGGCCCUGCAGCUGAGCCUGAAGCUGCAGGACUCUCGCAGCAGGGAGGAGCUGCGCAGACUCCUGAGAUUCAUGGCCACUGCAGCCAGACUACAGGAGGUCAAACUGCACAAAGAGAUUGAGAACAGAAUGGCGGUGAAAAGGUCUUUCUCCAGUGCCAUCGUCUACAGCAGGAGACUCCCCAAAGGAAAGGUGGACUUGAUGGUUCUGUUCAUGAUGGAUAACCACUGCGACCUUUUCAAAAUUCCUGUCUCUCUGCACAAGAUGGUCAGCGACAGAAUAACAAACAUUGUAAAAGGGAAAGAUCCAGAUAUGAUAACAGGAACAACGUACUGUACAAGACUGAGCGCUAAGGCCUUUUCAGAAAACGUACAAAAAACCACUAAAGAGGAGCUUUGGUCUUUACUGCAGACGAUCCACGAGAACCCUGAACUCUCCAUUAAAGAGAAGAGACGACUGCUGGGACAGUUUUACAAAGGCCACCCAGAGAUAUUUGUUCAGUACUUUGGAAAAAGAUUGUCCAGUAUCAACAUGUUGCUCCAGUAAACUUUUUAUUUUAAAAAAUAAAUUCAUGUAUCAUAAUGUAAAAAGAC